Molecule: messenger RNA, 1995 nt
Organism: Ricinus communis (castor bean)
Lineage: Eukaryota; Viridiplantae; Streptophyta; Magnoliopsida; Malpighiales; Euphorbiaceae
Product: QWRF motif-containing protein 7
Exons: 5
Coding region: 643-1767 (374 amino acids)
Biological process (GO): centrosome cycle; spindle assembly
Cellular component (GO): nuclear microtubule; cytoplasm; centrosome
Molecular function (GO): microtubule binding
Source: RefSeq, a predicted model, not a curated record
AUAUAAGACUUUUUCAUUUUUCAAUAUUAAUUAUAUAAAUAAUAGAAUUUCAUCAAUAUUGGUGAACAAUUAGAUACAUGUAGGAGCAGAAUGAUGCAAUGAGUUCAUAUAUAAGCAGUAGAGGAUAUUAAACAUAAAGUUCCUGUAGAAAGCAUGCAGAGAGUGCAAUUAACAAAACAACCAAUGACAUUUUUGUUGAAAAAAAUAAUAUGCACCAGUGUUUUAUAUUUUAAUAUUGAAUAAUUAAGAUAUAUUUUAUUAUUUAAAAUAAUAAAUAUAUAUAAAUUAUUUAUAAAUUUAAUAUAUAAAUAGUGUACAAACGAGGCUAGAAAACAACUUUUCAAAGAAAAGAAAACAGUUCUAAUUAUAAAAUCUGUGCCUAAGAAGUCAAACAAUAAAAAAAAAGUCAAAUUGCACUACUACAAAACGACAAAAAAAAAAACUACAGAGUCUCAAGCCCACGUCGUGAGAGCCUUGACGUGAAUUCAUGAAAGAGAGCACCAAACUAGUUCUUUCUCCUGGUCCCAUUGACAUGCGCCAUUUUCCUUUUUAUUCAACGUGCAAUCAACUCCUCAACACAUUUUUAUUUAAAAGCCAUGCAAAUCUUCUCGAAAUUAACCUGACAGAUCGACAACAAAGAAAAUGGAAUACCCUUUAACGCGCAGGAAGCCGCCAACAUCAGCUUCGCCAUCGCCACGCCUUGUUCGCAGCAGAAGUGGAGCUGAAAAUAAUUCGACCUCAAUAAACACUAGCCGAAGAUUCACUUCCCGAUCAAAAUCAACCACUAGAUCAAGAAACACACCAAACGAACAGAAUAUAAGUCUAAAUUCGUCAUUAAAACCACAAAAGAAGUCUGCUUCGAAUCAAGAUAAUUGCAGCAGUAGAGAUGGGUCUGUUAGGUUCUUGCAGCGUGGCAGUGCAAGUAAUUCCCCAGCACCGAAUUAUAAGAUGCCAAAGUCAGCUUCAAGAUCUCCCUCAGCUUGGGCUUUAUCACCUGGAAGGUCAUUGUUUAACGUGUUGCCGCAGGCGGAGUUGCCAGUGAUCAGUAGUUCUAGUGGAGAAGAGAGAGGGAAGAAAGUCAAAAGUGGCUCUGGUGGGGCUAUAAGUGGUGUUUUGAGGUAUUUUAGACAAAAGAAAGCGUCUUCAGUACAAGAAGAGGAGUGUAGAAGGUUUAGGGUUUUGCAUAAUAGGAUAUUACAGUGGAGGUUUGCUAAUGCUAAGGCCGAUGCUGCUAUGGCCUCUACGAAGAUAAUUGCAGAGAAUAAAUUAUUCCAUGUUUGGCUAAGGAUCUUGAAUGUAAGGACUAUCAUAUUAGAGAAGAGAAUUCAAAUUCUCAAACUGAAGCAGGAGGUCAAGUUAUUUGAAAUCGUUAACCCACAAAUGCAUUUUCUCAAUGAUUGGGCAAAAAUAGAGAGAAAAAAUUAUGAAGCAGUGGGCAGAAUGACAAGGAAAUUAUCAGCAUUAUCUGUCAAACUUCCUUUGGUAGAAGAGGCUACGGGAGAUGUGGAAUCCAUACUUAAAGCUAUGAGCACAGCAGCUGAAGUCAUGGAUAGUAUAGAAGCUACAAUUACUAAAUUCUUUCCACAGGUGGAGAAAAUUCUAUAUCUUCUGACAGAGCUUACAAGCACACUAGAACAUCAAAAGGAUAGCUUGGGAGAAAUGGAAAAGAUAGUAUUCUUGGUUUCUGAACUAUUGGCAUGGGAGAGAAGUAUUAGAGUACAGCUAAUUCAAGUAGUGGAGGAAUCAAGAACUGAACAGGGUCUCUGAAUUUGUUCAAAUAAAGACAACAUAGUCUUUGAAAAAUACAACACUAUGUACAUCCAAAUAAAAUCAAAUCAAUCAAAGGAUGAGAAAAAUGUGCAUUUGACUGGAUUUCAUGGAUACGACACAUAUCAUUUCUCUUCUAUGAAAUAGUCUGGCUUAAGCGUAGAAAUCUUACAGCUUUUGGUUACCAUUGAUAAUAACUACCUGUAGAUUUAUUUGUACCGUAUACAA